Chara braunii is the source of this 1025-nucleotide messenger RNA. The record is from the annotation of a GenBank genome assembly. Lineage: Eukaryota; Viridiplantae; Streptophyta; Charophyceae; Charales; Characeae.
AGGAAAGUAUUGUUGGGUUGGUAUCCUACCUGCGUUUUCCCUCCCACCCACCCCUUUGCAUGCAUUUCCGGGUUGGUACAGUGCCACGUCAGCAACAAUGCCACAUCAGCAGUGCCACGUCAGCAACAGUGCCACAUCGGCAGUGCCAUGUCAGCAACAGUGCCACGUCAGCAGUGGGUCAGCAGCAGUGCCACGUCAGCAAUGCCAUGUCAGCAACAGUGCCACGUCAGCAGCGCCACGUCAGCAACAUGACGGGCCCAACUCUGGGCAUGCCAGGCCAACUGGCCAACAAGUCUAUUGCCGACUACAAACAGCGGUUCCAGACUCAGCUCGCACUGAUCGAGGUUGAGGAACAGCGCCAGCUGGCAGCCAAGGCUGACCGCCUGCAGACUGAAGCAGCGGCAAUAGCUCAGAAGCAGCGGCUUCAGGCCGAAGCAGAUGCAGAUACCCAGGCACGCCGCAAGGAAGCCCAGGAUCUGCUGCAGCGGCAUGAAACCACCAGCAUUGAAAGGCUAAAGUAUUGUCACUUCGAACCAUCCGAGGAGCACGAUGACGCAACAUCGGAGGAGCAACAUAAGGAAUUCAUGGCCAAGCUCAUGACCAGGUUGGUUUACACUUGUAACCACCUGCAGUCCGAGUUGGCGAAUAUGCAGCGGGUCAUGCGGAACCACAAGGCUCAGCAAGAGGAUGCAGUACGGCCACUUGACUCCCGUGUACAGGACUUGGAGCAAACUGCACCAAGACCGGAGGCUGGCGAGUCCAGCAGUGCACCCUCUGCCCGCCAACUGGAGCAACUCGUCGACCACGUCGUCGCAAUGAUCGGCGACAUCAUCCUUCGCUGUGCCAACCACCAUCAGCAAACAGCUGGAUACCUUGAAGACCGACGUUCAGCAACUGCAGCUCCCUCGCAAGGAUGGCAACAGCACAACGCAUUAUAAGAUGCCGACAUUCCAAAUUGAGAAGUUCGAUGACUACACGCAUCAAGACCCGGUCCUCUGGUGAGAAGGCUUUACAACGCAACUUCG